Molecule: messenger RNA, 3035 nt
Organism: Musa acuminata AAA Group (dessert banana)
Lineage: Eukaryota; Viridiplantae; Streptophyta; Magnoliopsida; Zingiberales; Musaceae
Product: trihelix transcription factor DF1-like
Exons: 2
Coding region: 388-2445 (685 amino acids)
Source: RefSeq, a predicted model, not a curated record
CUCUCUGUCUUCACCGCCACACUAUACCACGCGAGAGAGCGAGAGCGAGGGGAUUCCUCGCCGGUGGCUUUUGUGUUGCUCUGGCUUGUCCAUCAAGGAAGCUCGACUGCUUUCCGAGUGUUGCUGUCGCCCUCCCCACACAAAAGGGAGAAAAAGGAGAGAUUGCAGAGUACACAUGGGCAGUGGUGCAGCUCCGAAUCUGGAAGACCAGUCCCAGUGGCUGGUCUUCAAGCUGGAGCAGAUGGGAGGGCAGAUCUAAAAGUCGUAUACAGAAGAAAAGGCGAAGCGUUUCCCUGUUGACCCGCAGGUGAGACGAACGAGCAAAUAGAGUCAAGGAGGAGCGAGAGAGAUAAGAGAGAGAGAGAGAGAGAGAGAGGAGGGGAGAAGAUGCAGUCGGGAUAUGGAGGAGUGUCGGAGAUCCAACAAUUCAUGGUGGAAAGCUGCGGCCCGUCGCUCUUCACCAUCUCCUCAGCAAAUCCCACCGCAGCGGCAGCCGCUGCCGCCCCCACCGACAUCCACUCUUCAGCUCCGCACCCUCUCAAGUACUACCCGCUCCCCCACCCUCAUCACCCACACGCCCACCACCAGCCGCAGCCGCCGGCGCUGCCGCCCCACUUGUCCCAUUUCCACUCCAUCCCCAUCACCCAGCAGCCCACCCAGUUCCAGCUCUUCCACCCCCAGCAGCAGUACCUGGAGCCGAGGAGGCUGAUCCCGCAUCACCACCUUGGCCUGGAUCAGGAUUCGGCUCCCGAGACCUCCGCGUCGCCCACACGUAUCAUUUCCGGCGGCACCACCGGCGGAGGGCCGUCAUUUUUGGCCGCCGCCAUGAGCUUUAAGCUGGCGGUCAACGAGAGUAGCGGUGGCGGCAGCCGAGAGGGCAUCAAUGACGAUGAUGGCGGCAUCUUGCAAGGAGACGAUGGAUCCGAGAGUCGCCUCCACCAUUGGCAGAGAGAAGAUGAUUCCGCCAUUAAAGAGCUCUCGUGGAGGCCAUUAGAUAUAGACUACAUCAACAGGAACAACAAGAGGUGCACGGACACAGAGACCGAGACAUCAAAUGCCAAGUACUCCAGGAAGAGCAAAGAGGUAGCGGAUUCUGAUCAUCUAUCAGCCGCCGGUGGCAGCAAUUACAAGAUCUUCAGUGAACUGGAGGCCAUCUACAAGCCCGGUGGCGGACCCAAUCAGACUGGCUCGGGCUCUGCUCUUACGGGUGACGAGACCCCUCUUUUGCAUGUCACCGCCGCGGCCCCUCCAGGACUACGGACGGCCGAUCGUGUCGGUGGGACGUCCGAAACGUCAGCGGGGGAGGAGGCGCCGGCGAAGAAGGUCCCUAAAGGCAGCGGGAGGCGGAGGAGGAAGUGGCGGCAGAGGCAGCUGAGCUCGGUGGUUGCCUUCUUCGAGAACCUCGUGAAGCAGAUCAUGGACCACCAGGAGGGCCUCCACAUGAAGUUCUUGGAGGUGAUGGAGAAGAGGGAGCAAGAGAGGACCAGCCGCGAGGAGGCAUGGAGGAAGCAGGAGGCGGCUAAGUCCAGCCGCGAGGCUGCUGCGAGAGCCCAGGAACGCGCUCUCGCCUCCUCCCGCGAGGCCGCCAUCAUCUCCUUUCUCGAAAAGAUAACCGGCGUGAGCCUAAACCUCCCUUCCAAACUCCAGUCUCCUGACGUUGACGACGACAAGGAGGAGAACGUCAACAACAUCGGCAACCUCCAAAUCGAGACCUUCAACAACAAUGGGAAUCCAGAUAGCAACAAGGUGAUGUUCAACACGAGUAGAUGGCCGAAAGCGGAGGUGCAGGCACUGAUCCGCGUCCGGAGCGGGCUUGAAUCGAGAUUCCGGGAGCCGGGGCUGAAGGGGCCACUGUGGGAGGAGGUGAGCGGGACGCUGGCCACGAUGGGCUACCACCGGACCGCGAAGCGGUGCAAGGAGAAGUGGGAGAACAUCAACAAGUACUUCAGGAAGACCAAGGAAAGUGGCAGGAAGCGGCCGCAGCACUCCAAGACCUGCCCAUACUUCCAACAGCUGGACCAGCUUUACUCCAAGUCUCUCACCAACAAGCCUCAUCCUUCCUCCGCUUCCCCCACUACAAAUGUAGCCACUGUUCAUGCGUCCGGAGCCAGUAACGAUCAAGGGAAGGAUAACUCCGAGCUACUCGAUGCGAUCGUGGUGCCGGCCGACCACCAGAGCUUCAAAUUCUCCGACAUGGGCGGCUUAAGGUUCGAUUUCAACAACAGCAAAGGUGACGACACCAACCAGACUGCUGCACGUGACCCUAUGGAGAAUAACGACGAAGCAGAUGAGGAAGAGGAGGACGACGAAGAGGAAGCAGAAGCAACAGAAGGAGAAGGGGAGAGCCAAGGCCAAGAAAACCUCAGCGGGCGACGGCAUCAGCUCGACCAAGAGGAGGACGACCUACGUGAUUCAAGCCUCUUCUUCCAGCGCCUCCAAUCCUGAAGGGAAACCCCAAUGCAGCUCAGCAGCAACAUAGUACUCCACCAUGACCAUUUCUUUGUCCUCUCUCACUCUCUAUCUCUCUAAACUUGCAUUAAUGCUUUUACAUUCUUUUUCGAGCAGUAAUAGCUGAAUAAUUAUGAGUGCAUAAUCAUCCUAUCAUGCAGAAUCUAAUUAUAGCUGUACUUUUGUGAUUCUCAUUGUCAUGCUACUACUACUGUUCUACCUUCUCACCCAUCCCACAUGCGGUUGAAGACAAGAGCAAUAUUCUCUCUCCUUUUUCUCCAUUAGGUUUUGGCUUCCUCUGAAUCUGUGCCACUGCUGAGCCCAUCGUGUUGAGUAGGAACAAACGAGCUCAUUAUCUUAUGGCAGCAAGUUUGUUCUUGGUCCAAUAAAUAAUUGAUGCAUGUCUGUUGCCAUGCACGAGAUGCAUGUGGGUCGUAUGUGCAGGUGUAUCCGAAGCUCUCCGCAUGAUACGAAUGCUGCUGCUGCUGCUGCUGCUGCUGCUGCUUAUUCUCUAUGCAUGCAUGGAAUUGGGGGACUGCUUUGUAUCAAUAUGUCAUUGGUGAAUGAACCACAUUUCUUUUCUGCUC